Molecule: messenger RNA, 2306 nt
Organism: Scylla paramamosain (green mud crab)
Lineage: Eukaryota; Metazoa; Arthropoda; Malacostraca; Decapoda; Portunidae
Gene: Hap40
Product: 40-kDa huntingtin-associated protein-like
Exons: 8
Coding region: 44-979 (311 amino acids)
Biological process (GO): vesicle cytoskeletal trafficking
Cellular component (GO): early endosome
Molecular function (GO): protein binding
Source: RefSeq, a predicted model, not a curated record
UGAAGGUUGCUAUAUAUUUAAAUAGACCAAUAUUACUGGAACAAUGGAGGCUGGUGCAGGGACAGGAGGGUUUUUGGUGCAAUAUCGCGGUAUUUCCUCCAAGUUAAAGAAACGCUUCCUGCGCAAACCUAAUGUUGCCGAGGCUAGCGAUGAAUUUGGCCAGCUUGCACGGGAACUGAGUGAGGGCGAGGCAUGGGCACAGGCUGGCCUCUGCUGUGUGGCAGUGGCGAAGUGUGAACAAACUCUGCUCAAUGCGUCAACAGAAGUGUCGGCAGUGACGCAGGCGGCACGGUACUUCCUCAAGGCAGAGACCGUGAACCACCAGCUGCACUGCCCAAGCUUCAACGAGCACCUCAUGACGGCCAUCAGCUGCUUCCAACACGCCAUCCAGCUGUACAUGGAGCAGGGCAAGCCGGCACUGGCAGCAUCCUUGGCCGUUGAGUUAGGCCAGGCCCUGCGUUCACUGGGCAAGCCAUCCGAGGCCCUGACGUGGCUGUGCAUGGCGGCAGACUUCCACACCGCUUCGCCCUUCCACCACCUCACUUGCCUCAGCUACAUCGCCUCCUGUAAGGUUGAACUAGGGGACCUCCAUGGAGCACUGAUGAUGUUUACCCAGAUCACCAAACUGAUCACUGAGACAGCAGGGAAGCCUCUCACUCACGCCCAUAAGGACAUCUUGGCAAAAUGUGAGAUUUCCUCCCUGCUAAUUCUGUUGACCCUGCAGCCCCUCCCACAGCAGACCAACCCAGCACAUGCCCGCCUGCUGGAGAAGUAUUCCUGGGCCACACCUGACAUGCAGAAGCCAGAUGUACCCUAUGAUGAUGCAGAGCUGGUGGUGCUGCUGCAGUCGCUGGUCCUGGCAUGUCAGGGUGGGGAUACCGAGGCGCUAUCCUCCCUCAGCCAGCACCUAACACCCCUCCUUGGCCCAGACCACCUCCACCUCCUCCACAUCCUUGUCACUGAGAUGAACAGGAGCUAGUGAUGUGAAGUAGGUGGUAGUGGUGGUGGUGGUGGUGGUGUGUUUGGUGGGUUUGUCUGUGUGUGUGUGUGUGUGUGUGUGUGUGUGUGUGUGUGUGUGUGUGUGUGUGUGUGUGUGUUGUUUUGUAUGUGUUGUUUAGUUUAUUUAUUUAUUUUUAUUUUUUAUUUGUCAUUUUAGUUUAGUGUGUAUUUUUUAUUUGUCAUUUUAGUUUAGUGUCAUUUUUUUUUCAAGUUUUCAUUAUUAUUGUCAUUGUUUGGUUUAUAUUUUUCCAGUUUUCAUCAUCAUUUACUUUCCUUUUCAUAUUUUCCUUUACCUAUUUAUCUUUUUUUUUCUUUUCUCAUUAUUAUAAUCUUUUUUUUUUCAUCAUUUAUCACUUAGCUUCUAUAUCAAGCUUUCAUUAUCAUUUGUACAUUAUCUAGUUUCCAUUUCAAGUUUUCAUCAUUAUAAUCAUCUACAACAGUCUUUAUUUAUUAGUCCUCUUGUUGAGUCCAGCACAGGGGAUGUAUAAAAUUAAAAUUGUAAAUAUAUAUAUAUAUAUAAAUUUCACAUAUAUAUCUGUUGAUCAUUCUCUCAUUAAUCUUAAAUUCACCAAUAACUUUUAUCUAUUGAAUUCAACUUGUUAACUUAUGUAUGUGUGUGUGUGUGUGUGUGUGUGUGUGUGUGUGUGUGUGUGUGUGUGUGUGUGUGUGUGUGUUAAUGCAGUCAGUGGUGAGCUAUAUAAUAUUAAGCAAAUUUGUACAUAGGAAUGAUACAAAAUAUACAUAUUUUAUACAGGGACUGCCACAUGUAGGCAUAACAGCUCCUUGUAGCUUCCCUUGUUGUUCCAAAGCUUCCUGUUGACUCUGCAUUAACAGCCAGAGAAAGAUACCCUGCUAAGCCAUCACAGGAGUCAAACAAAUACUUAAAGACUACAAUAACUUCCACUAGUCUGUUGAAAGUUGAGGUUAAGUGCCCAAAUACUUCUGAAAAUGGACCCUAGAGGAUAAAAAUACAGUUGAGGGUUGCCAGCUCAGACAGACCAUGUUCAGCAAUCAUAGGAGUCGUACAAACAUUUACAGACUCAAAUAAUUUCCACUGGUCUUGAAAGUUGAGAUUAGCUGCCCAAAUGUUUCAGAAUAUAAACCCUAGAGAAUAAAAAUACAAGCGAGGGUCCCAGCUUUCUAAUUUCAUUCCAUUUAGUUGCAUUUUUAUCAAUUUUCAUUCCCCCACCUCUGCUGCAGUUUGUAAGGCUGGGCUGUCCUGGUUACCUGUUGUGAUUAACCAGGAACUCAAAGGACAAACAGCCCCAGAUGGUAAACUAAUAAAAUUUAUAUAGAAAACUAAAUAA